This is a messenger RNA of Drosophila willistoni, 9416 nucleotides long. It is a transcript of the gene Itpr, whose product is annotated as inositol 1,4,5-trisphosphate receptor. The record is from RefSeq and is a predicted model, not a curated record. NCBI's taxonomy places the organism in Eukaryota, Metazoa, Arthropoda, Insecta, Diptera, Drosophilidae. Gene Ontology annotation, cellular component: membrane; endoplasmic reticulum. Bases 78 to 8609 code for a protein of 2843 amino acids. Gene Ontology annotation, molecular function: inositol 1,4,5-trisphosphate-gated calcium channel activity; inositol 1,4,5 trisphosphate binding. Gene Ontology annotation, biological process: calcium ion transmembrane transport. The transcript is spliced from 20 exons.
UUUUCACUAGUUAAUAAUGAGCUAAUGUGAAAAUUUAAUUGAAGAUCUAAACUGAGCAUUCCAGAUUCACCAUCGUCAUGGGCGACAAUCUAAUCGGCUCGGCGAGUUUCCUGCACUUGGGAGACAUUGUGUCUCUUUAUGCGGAGGGAAGCGUUUGUGGUUUUUUAAGCACUUUGGGCCUAGUGGAUGAUCGCACCGUUGUGUGUCCCGAAGCUGGUGAUUUGACAUGUCCCCCAAAAAAGUUCAGAGAUUGUCUUAUAAAAAUAUGUCCUAUGAAUCGUUACUCCGCCCAGAAACAGUUCUGGAAGGCCGCAAAACAAUCGGCCAGCUCCAAUACAGAUCCAAAUUUACUCAAGCGUUUGCAUCAUGCCGCCGAAAUUGAGAAGAAGCAAAAUGAAACGGAGCACAAAAAGCUUUUGGGCACAUCUAUACAAUAUAGCCGAGCUAUUGUCCAGUUGCUCCAUCUAAAGUCCAAUAAAUAUUUAACUGUCAAUAAGCGUUUGCCCUCGCUGCUGGAAAAGAAUGCAAUGCGUGUGUAUUUGGAUGCCAAUGGCAAUGAAGGCUCAUGGUUUUACAUUAAACCCUUUUACAAACUACGCUCAAUUGGUGAUUAUGUGGUGGUUGGCGAUAAAGUCAUACUCAGUCCCGUGAAUGCGGAUCAACAGAAUUUGCAUGUAGCAGCCAAUUAUGAGUUACUCGAUAAUCCUGGAUGCAAGGAGGUGAAUGUCCUGAACUCAUCGACAUCGUGGAAAAUCUCCUUGUUCAUGGAACACAAAGAGAACCAGGAGCAUAUACUUAAAGGAGGCGAUGUGGUGCGUCUCUUUCACGCCGAGCAAGAGAAAUUCCUCACCAUGGAUGAAUAUAAGAAGCAAUAUCAUGUUUUCCUAAGGACCACUGGGCGCACAAGUGCCACAGCGGCCACCAGUAGCAAAGCUCUUUGGGAGAUUGAGGUGGUGCAGCAUGAUUCGUGCCGCGGUGGAGCUGGGGAUUGGAAUUCUUUGUAUCGCUUUAAACAUUUGGCCACUGGACAUUACCUGGCUGCCGAGGCUGAGUUGGAUAUAGUUGCAGCAGGAGCCGCCUCAUCAUCUUCGGCUCAAGAACCAUUUUUGGCGGAAUGCAGCAAAGAUUCGAGUCUCAACUAUGCCCUGAACGACAAAUCGAAGGGGAAACAAUAUCGCCUUGUCUCGGUACCAUAUUCCGCUGACAUUGCUUCGGUUUUUGUCUUGGAUGCGACCACCAUGGCCAGAGCAGACAGUUUGGUUCCUCAGUCCAGUUAUGUGCGAUUGCAGCAUAUUUGCUCCAACACUUGGGUACAUGCCACAUCGAUACCCAUUGAUGCCGAUGACGAUAAGCCGGUCAUGUCGAAGGUCUGCUGUUCACCCAUCAAGGAGGAUAAAGAGGCUUUCGCAUUGAUUCCUGUUUCUCCUGUUGAAGUGCGAGAUUUGGAUUUCGCCAAUGAUGCCUGCAAGUUGCUAGCCAUAGUGACCACUAAGCUGGACAAUGGUUCGAUUUCGAUUAAUGAACGUCGUUCUCUGAUAUCUCUACUACAAGAUAUUGUCUACUUCAUGGCUGGCAUGGAGAAUGAGCAGAAUAAAACAAAGGCCCUCGAGUUUACGAUUAAAAAUCCAAUUCGAGACCGUCAAAAGCUGUUGCGAGAGCAAUAUAUCCUCAAGCAACUGUUCAAGAUCCUUCAGGGACCCUUUCAAGAGCACACUGCCGGCGAUGGUCCAUUCCUCCGUCUCGAUGAGCUUAAUGAUCCCAAAAAUAGCCCAUAUAAGAACAUUUUCCGUUUAUGCUACCGCAUUUUGAGGCUCUCACAGCAGGACUAUCGCAAGAAUCAAGAGUAUAUAGCCAAACAUUUUGGCCUAAUGCAAAAACAAAUUGGUUACGAUAUCCUGGCUGAGGAUACGAUUACCGCUUUGCUUCACAACAAUCGAAAACUGCUGGAAAAGCACAUCACUGCGGCUGAAAUUGAAACAUUUGUGGGACUUGUGCGUAAGAAUAUGGACAAUUGGGACUCGCGUUUCCUGGACUAUCUCUCCGACUUGUGUGUAUCGAAUCGUAAAGCUAUAGCCGUUACACAGGAAUUAAUUUGCAAGAGUGUGCUAAGUGAUAAGAACGCCGAUAUCUUGAUCGAUACCCAAGUAAAGGCUCUAAAAGGUGGCUCAGCCAUAGUAAGUUGUUACAAGGGCGCCACAGAGGAUCUAUGCCUGGCCACCCUCACCGAGGUGGCUGGCGAUGGUGAUGAAGAUCGUUCCGAAGAUGUUCAAUCCACAUCGACAACAAACACCAACUGGGACAGUGUCAGUCUAAAUGAUGAUGAAGAUAGCAGUCUGAUGGCUUCAAACGAGAAAUACGAAAUACAUUUGCAAUGGAAGGGACAACCAUCAUCUCGUUCUAUGGCGGAUCUAGCUAAUUGUGUGGCCGACGGUGGUGAACAGGAAGCAGCUAUAUUGAACUAUUAUCGACAUCAAUUAAAUUUAUUCUCAAAUAUGUGCUUGAAUCGGCAAUAUUUGGCUCUCAAUAUACUCUCACCCCAUUUGGAUAUUGAUUUAAUAUUGAAAUGCAUGUCGGAUGAGACUAUGCCAUAUGAAUUGAGGGCUUCGUUUUGUCGUCUCAUGUUGCAUCUGCAUGUGGAUCGUGAUCCCCAAGAGCCGGUUACACCAGUAAAAUAUGCACGUCUCUGGAGUGAAAUACCCUCCAAAAUGUCUAUACUUGACUACGAUGGUAAAAAUCAACAGCCCGAUCAAAAUAAACAGGCCUGUCGUGCCAAAUUUAAUACAACCAUUGCCUUUGUGGAAAACUAUUUGUGCAAUGUGGCCACCAAGGUUUGGCUAUUCACGGAUCAAGAGCAGAACAAAUUAACUUUUGAGGUUGUUAAAUUGGCCAGAGAUUUGAUAUACUUUGGCUUCUAUAGCUUUAGUGAUCUAUUAAGAUUAACGAAAACUUUGCUCUCUAUAUUGGACUGUGUGUCCGAGACUAAUGCUGGCAACAGUGGAGGCAGCUACGUAAAUACGGAUAUUGAUUCUAACGAAGAGGAAACGAAUACUCAGGCUGAAGGCGGUGUCCUACGAUCAAUCGGUGAUAUGAAUACAGUCAUGACAUCCUUGGCCUUGGGUUCAAUGGGCCAAGCUAUUGCGGCUCCUGCAAUAGCAUUGCAACAACGUAAAUCUGUCUCGCAGCUAAUGAAGGAAUAUCCUCUUGUCAUGGAUACCAAACUGAAGAUUAUUGAAAUUUUACAAUUCAUUUUGGAUGUACGCUUGGACUAUAGAAUCAGUUGUCUACUCUCCAUAUUCAAGCGUGAGUUCGAUGAAUCAGAUGUUGUGCCACAAGAUGAGAUUGUGUUGGGUGUCCCAGUUGUAACCAAAGAUGAGCCAAAGCUCUCGAAUAACACGGAAAGUGAACCACUGUUGGGCAACGCAGGAGAACCUACUGAUCCCGCAACGGCUAAUGCUCGACAAAAGAAUAUUGAUCUGGAAUCGAUAGGUAUUAAGGCUGAGGGCAUAUUUGAUUGUGAACGUAGCGAUGCUGCCAAUUUAGAUCUGGAUGGUCAAGGUGGACGUACCUUUUUGCGUGUCCUCCUUCAUUUGAUUAUGCAUGAUUAUGCUCCAUUGGUGUCGGGUGCAUUGCAUUUGCUAUUUCGACAUUUUAGCCAACGACAAGAAGUUCUCCAAGCAUUUCGCCAGGUACAAUUACUUGUCUCGGAUAGCGAUGUUGAGACAUAUAAACAAAUCAAAUCCGAUUUGGAUAUAUUGCGGCAAAGUGUUGAGAAAUCCGAGCUUUGGGUUUACAAAGCCAAGGCGACUGAUGAACUGGGUGGCAAUAGUGGUGGUGGUAGCGGUGGCGGAGAUGUUUCUGGUGAUGCCGCCAAUUUGGAGUAUAAUGCUGCCCUAUCGCCUGAUCAACGCAAUGAAUACAAAAAGGUCAAGGAUAUUCUUAUACGAAUGAAUCAGUAUUGUGUGACUGUUGGACCUGUGGUUAAGCCACGCAAACAUGAGCAACGUCUGCUACGUAAUGUUGGAGUUCACACAGUCGUUCUUGAUCUGCUUCAGAAUCCUUAUGAUGAGAAAGAUGAUGUCCUAAUGAAGGAACUAAUGUGUUUGGCUCAUGAAUUUCUACAGAAUUUUUGUCUGGGCAAUCAACAGAAUCAAGUGCUGCUGCAUAAUCACUUAGAUUUGUUCCUCAAUCCGGGUAUACUUGAAGCGAAAACUGUUUGUGCCAUCUUCAAGGAUAAUUUGGCUUUGUGCAAUGAAGUGACUGAUAAAGUAGUUCAACAUUUUGUCCAUUGCAUUGAAAUCCAUGGCCGGCAUGUGGCAUAUUUACAGUUCUUGCAAACAAUUGUCAAGGCGGAAAAUCAAUUUAUACGCAAGUGCCAGGACAUGGUAAUGCAAGAGUUGAUCAAUUCCGGCGAGGAUGUGCUUGUCUUUUACAAUGACAAGACAUCGUUCAAUCAUUUUGUACAGAUGAUGCAACAGCAUCAUUUAUCCCGGCAACCUCUUAGCGAUGACAGUCCAUUAAAGUAUCAUGUGGAGCUGGUGAAGCUUCUCGCCUGUUGCACCAUGGGCAAGAAUGUGUACACGGAAAUCAAAUGCAAUAAUUUACUGUCAUUGGAUGACAUUGUGACAAUCAUUUGCCAUCCCCUCUGCAUGCCCGAGGUGAAGGAGGCAUAUGUUGAUUUUCUCAAUCAUUGCUACAUCGAUACGGAGGUUGAGAUGAAGGAGAUCUAUGCAUCUGGUCACAUGUGGAAUCUGUUUGAGAAAAGUUUUCUCGUGGAUAUACAUCAAUUGAUAUCACAUCCCUCGAUAGCAAACUCGAAUAAGAACCUUUUGAGUUAUGUUCUAAAUGGACUGAUGAAUUUACUGAGCAGCUUCUUCUCCAGCCCCUUCUCAGAUCAGAGUGCCAUCGUGCAGUCGCGUCAGUUGAUCUUCGUGCAGUUGUUGCAGGCCGCUUACCGCCUCACUCAGUGCAAGUGGCUGUCGCUAGCCGAUCGAUUCAAUGUCGAAAUGUGCAUACGCACUCUGUCCGAGUCGGCGAAAAUGCGCAGCAUUACCUUGCCACUGGAGCUGGAGCAGCAGGUGGCCACCAUGUCGAACAAAACGGCGAUGUUAACACGCCAGACCACAAAAUGGUUACUGGCCUCCAAACAGCCCAAAUAUGAGACACAACAAUCGGCCAGUUUAAUGCGAUGGGAUCGCUCAAUAAUUGAGGGGCUACAGGAUAUUGUCUCAUUGCUGGAAGAUCAGCUGAAGCCGGUGGUCGAGGCCGAGCUCUCGCUACUCGUCGACAUUCUCUAUCGCUCGGAGUUGCUAUUCCCGGCCGGCACAGAAGCACGCAAGCGAUGCGAGAGCGGCGGGUUUAUACGGAAGCUCAUCAAGCAUACCGAGAAGUUGCUGGAGGAGAAGGAGGAGCGUAUGUGCGUCAAGGUGUUACGCACUCUACGCGAAAUGAUGGCCAUCGAUGUGAACUAUGGCGAAAAGGGCGAUGCCUUGCGCCAGACUUUGUUGAAACGUUAUUUUCAAAACAAAAGUUCAUUCAAAGUGGAGGAGGAAAUAGAAGCACCGCCCUCACCCCCAACUGAUCCGGCCAAGCAGCUGCAUUUGGUAACCCAUGGUCCGGGUGCUAAAUACUUGCAAAGAGCUGGCAAGACACUUCACGAAAUGCAAAAUCACUUGGAUCGCGAGGGAGCCUCAGAUUUGGUUGUUGAAUUGGUUAUCAAGUCGGUGCACUCACCGAAUAUCUUUGUUGAGGCCGUGGAAUUGGGUAUAGCCUUGCUGGAGGGUGGCAAUCCCAUCAUCCAAAAGGGCAUGUUCCAGAAAUUCCUUAGCGAUGACCUCAAUCAGGCGUUCUUCAAAGUUUUCUUCGACAAGAUGAAGGAUGCCCAGCAAGAGAUUAAGUCGACAGUGACGGUAAAUACCACCGAUAUAGCCGCCAAGGCACAUGAGCACAAACAAGAUGCCAAUCUAGAGCUCUUGGACAAGAUAUCUCGCAAGCAUGGCCUCAAACGAAAUGGCGUAGUCAUUACGGAGGAGCUUAAGCGGGAGUUGCACAAUGCCGGCCUGGCCACAGCCAGAGCAUAUGGCAAUGCCAGGAUCAUACACUCUGGCGAGGAAAACUCUCAAAUGAUCAGUGUGAAUAGUCCUCUGGAGGAUAUCCUGGCGGAAAAACUCGAGAAGCACAAGGAUGGCAAAGAGCAGCGUCGCAAUCAAUUGUCCAAUAAGGUUCUGGUGAUGCAGCCGAUUCUGCGCUUCCUACAACUACUCUGCGAGAAUCACAAUCCUGAUUUGCAAAAUUUGCUGCGUAAUCAGAAUAACAAAACUAACAACAAUUUGGUUUCCGAAACUCUAAUGUUCCUCGAUUGCAUUUGUGGUUCCACCACGGGAGGACUGGGACUUCUCGGUCUCUACAUCAAUGAGCACAAUGUGGCCCUCAUAAACCAAACACUCGAAACACUCACCGAAUAUUGUCAGGGUCCGUGUCAUGAGAAUCAAAAUUGUAUUGCCACCCAUGAGUCCAACGGUCUGGACAUUAUCACAGCUCUCAUUCUCAAUAAUAUAAAUCCUUUGGGCGAGAAUCGAAUGGAUCUGGUGUUGGAACUUAAAAACAAUGCCUCUAAGUUGCUAUUGGCCAUUAUGGAAAGUCGUGGAGAUAGUGAAAAUGCCGAACGAAUUCUGUACAACAUGAAUCCGAAACAAUUGGUGGAAGUGGCAUGCAAGGCCUAUCAUCAGGAGGAACUCAUUGACGAACAAGACGAUGCAGACGAUCAAGCAGAUUCGACUUCGGGUGUUGUGGAUGAUGAUGAUGACGAUGCCACGGUGAGUCCACGAGAAGUGGGCCACAAUAUCUAUAUACUCUGCCAUCAAUUGGCCCAGCAUAACAAAGAAUUGGCCAGUCUGCUAAAGGCCUCCGAAGAUCCCCAAUCCUCUAGCUUUGAUGCCAAAACGAGUCAGGCUCUAAUGUACUAUGCCACGCACACGGCUCAAAUUGAAAUUGUUCGCAAUGAUCGCACCUUGGAGCAAAUUGUUUUCCCCAUACCCGAAAUAUGCGAGUACUUAACUACUGAUACGAAAAUCAAAAUUCUCAAUACUGCCGAACGUGAUGAUCAGGGCUCUAAAGUGGCCGAUUUCUUUGACAAAGCUGAGGAAAUGUUCAACGAGAUGAAAUGGCAAAAGAAACUAAGAAGCCAAUCUCUAUUGUUCUGGAUUAGUAGUUACAUGUCACUGUGGAGCAAUAUAUUAUUCAAUUGCGUUGUGGUCAUAAAUAUGAUAGUGGCAUUCUUUUAUCCCUUUGAUAAUACAGUUCCUGAGCUUAGUGCGCACAUUUCGCUUCUAUUUUGGGCCAUUAUGAUUUUCUCGCUGAUUAUUGUUAUAACGCUGCCCCGUGAAUCUGGUAUAAGAACUUUAAUUGGUUCGAUGAUCUUGCGUUUUAUUUUCCUGCUAGGACCAGAGUCAACGCUUUGUUUGCUGGGCAUAGUCACGGUCACUCUUAAAAGUGUCCACAUUGUGAGCAUAAUGGGCAAUAAGGGUACACUGGAGAAGCAAUUGAUUAAAAUCGUUACGGACUUUCAGUUGUUGUAUCAUUGCAUUUAUAUAGCAUUUUGCUUUUGUGGCUUGAUAUUGCAUCCAUUUUUCUAUUCCCUGUUGCUCUUUGAUGUGGUUUAUCGUGAGGAGACUUUGGUGAAUGUCAUACGUUCGGUGACCCGUAAUGGACGCUCGAUUGUUUUAACUGCUGUCUUGGCCCUGAUAUUGGUCUACUUGUUCUCCAUCAUUGGUUACAUGUUCUUUAAAGAUGAUUUCUUGGUUCCUGUUGAUUUUGAAGAGCAAGAGCAAACUAUUUCUGUUCUGUCUACUGAUGAAUCCUGUGCUGCUCCCGAUAAAUUGGGCAGCAUAUGCGAAGCUAAAACCAAGCAGUUGACCGCUGAGAAUAGCAAUGAUGUAAAAGAACGAGCCUGUGACUCUUUGGUGAUGUGCAUCGUAACAACAUUGAAUCAGGGCUUACGCAAUGGUGGUGGCAUUGGUGACAUACUCAGAGCACCCUCAAGCAAGGAGGGUUUGUUUGUGGCUCGUGUUAUCUACGAUUUGCUCUUCUUCUUCAUUGUCAUUAUUAUUGUGUUGAACUUGAUUUUCGGUGUCAUUAUUGACACCUUUGCGGAUUUGAGAUCAGAGAAACAGCAGAAAGAGGCCAUUCUGAAGACAACUUGCUUUAUUUGCUCUUUAAAUCGUUCGGCCUUUGACAACAAGACCGUAAGUUUUGAGGAGCACAUUAAGAGUGAACACAAUAUGUGGCACUAUUUGUACUUUAUUGUCCUGGUAAAAGUCAAGGAUCCCACCGAAUUCACGGGUCCUGAAAGUUAUGUUUAUGCCAUGGUUAAAGCUGGCAUUUUGGAAUGGUUUCCACGUCUGCGUGCCAUGUCCUUGGCUGCUGUGGAUGCAGAUGGCGAACAAAUUGAGCUGCGCAGCAUGCAAGUUCAAUUAUUGGAGACGCAAUUGCUUAUUAAAAAUCUAUCUACCCAACUUCAUGAGCUCAAGGAUCAUAUGACCGAGCAAAGAAAACAAAAGCAACGUUUGGGAUUGCUUAAUACCGCGGCAAAUAGCCUAUUGCCGUUUCAGUAAAUAGAAAACCUGACGGCUUAGUACUUGAGUAUAUAACAAAACAAAAACAAUCAAAAACAAAAAAAAAAAAAAAUACCAUUCCUAACUAUGCACUUAACAUAGAUGUAACAUUUUAGUAUUGGCGAAAGCAAUAUAGCACUCUAAAAAAAACGUCUCAUUUACAGUAGGGUUUAAUAUAGGCCCAAUAUUCAAAUUGUUAAUCUUCGAAUUCCAUAAACAAGAACAAUCCAUUUAUUGCUCAAAAGAAUAUAAAAUUUUUUACCUAUAUACAUAUACAUGUAUACACCCUUUAUAUUGUAUAACUCUAUAUAUAUGUACGUAUAGUAAACUCACUCAGAGAUUUUAGGGCUGUUAACAAUGUUAAUUAGUGGUCGUGUUACCCAAUUUUUUCAAACGGUUAUACAAUCUUCUACAUUUUAUUUCUUUCUUAUCACUCUUGUACCUAGAUCUAGUUAUUAACAUGAAAAAAAUAUAUUCGCCGAGCGACCUCAAAGAAAACAAAAUGUUUCGAUAUAUAGAAAACAAAUUGUUUUAAAUAACUUUGCUGUUACUUACCUGUUACUAAUCUUGUUGCAAUUAAAACUAAUUAUUGUGAUUACAUUUUUUUCCAUUUUAUAUAUGUAUAUUUUUUAGUUUUCUUCUAUAUAUGUAUGUGUAAAUCGUGUACUCGAAACGAGUUUUUGUUGGUUAAUUUCAUUUUAAGCUAACAUUUAUAUGUAUUCCUAAGAAAGAGCCUAAAAUUUAUGGACUUUGUAUGUGAACGAAAAUAUAUAUAUAGCACAAAUAAAUAUUAAUUCGAUAUUCAAA